This is a messenger RNA of Misgurnus anguillicaudatus (oriental weatherfish), 2214 nucleotides long. Its product is annotated as (E2-independent) E3 ubiquitin-conjugating enzyme FATS. Gene Ontology annotation, cellular component: cytosol; centriole; centrosome. Lineage: Eukaryota; Metazoa; Chordata; Actinopteri; Cypriniformes; Cobitidae. Gene Ontology annotation, molecular function: microtubule binding. Gene Ontology annotation, biological process: regulation of centriole replication. The record is from RefSeq and is a predicted model, not a curated record.
GCACUUUAGGCUAACUUGUUUUAAAGUACGUACUAUAAUAACAUGGUUGACCCUUUAGUAUUUGCUUUUCCCACAGCUGGAAAUGUAAGAGACAUGCAUUCAAACCAGCGACUCAAAGGUUGGAGAUGUCCUUAUCAGUCCUCACCUAAUAUUUUUGAGGCAGUGGACAAUGAGCAUCACUGGUACCUGCAGCAAAAUGCCCCGGCACCAUGGAGGAAUCCAAGAUCUAGAUGGGAGGUUGCGUCGAGAGAAAGGAGAACAUCUCCCUUUCUAUCUAAUUUUACAUUAUAUAAUGACGAACCAUGGAGAUCACAAUCUGUCACACCUAGACCUGGUUUAUUUCUGAGCCGGGCACGCAGUGUCCCUGAAGCACUCAAUUGCCUAAGCACCCCCACAUUACAUUCCAGUUUUUCUUCCAUCACCAUUUCCGCCCGGAGUUUGUCACCUAACAGGGAUCGAAUGGCUUACUCAAGCUCAAGAAUUAGCCCUGUAAACCUGCCUGCAGGCAGUAGCCAUCGCCCCUUAGCCAUGACCCACAGUAAAAAUAAAACCAGUGAUUGUGUCACUGUGAUUCCUCCUAAACGCAGGGCAAUAGUGGUGACGGUGAAUGAAUGCACAGAACAGCAAUCCACUACUAAUAACAUCAUACGUUUCCAAGCUUCACCAGGCGGAUGGCCAGUGAAUCAGACGGACUCUUCGUCAUCCUCAAAGACUUCUGAUAGACUCUUCCGCUCCUGCGCCCACAUUUAUGUUUACCCAUCCCAGCUGUUCAGAUCUACUCUGUACUUGGACAAAUCCCUCUCAAUCCCUCUUGGACAGCCUCAAAAAUACAGUGGGACUUUGCAUAGAUCUACUCUCUCCAUUUCCCUCAGAAAAAGAGCCUCUAAUCGGACUCUUAAAGGAUCUGGGAUUAUAAUUCAACCUAAAAGGUCCUAUAGUGACUGGGACAUAUCAGGCAUUGGCGUUGAUGGAAAAGAAAAGCUGUCCCGGCACCUGAUGGAUGCUCCCACCAGUAGUGCCUUCAGGACUAACACGAGUUCUGUCUCCAACACGCAGUAUUCCACUUUAACAUCAUUGACAUUCAGAACAAGGUGCCACUCAUCUUCUGCUUCCUUCAGAGUGAAUGGAAAGGCUAAUGAUGUCUUAAGGCCUCCGCAGAGCAAUCUAAGAGCCAUACAGGCAUUCAGCAAGCAUUCAGAGCCUGUUUUAAGUAAGAUGGUGGAGUCCCCUGCAAUAUUCAAAACUAUUUCGUCUGCUGGCAGUGUGGAAGAUCUUAGACACAGAAAUACAGCAACUGAUCCUGACUUACAGUCUCCAGAAGCAAAGACUUUAAGCAAACAAAUUUGGGUCCCUCAGGUGCGUGUAAGGGUCCCUCGUGAGGUCCGAACUGUUUCCCACACUGCUGAGAAAGUCAGGAGAGGUAUUGAGUGGUCGGUCUCUCCUCAUCUGAUUAAUUGCACCUGUGCGUCCAGGCCUGACCAGUACAACACUAAACCUCAGUCACUUAGCUUAAGGGAGGCUCUUGAGCUGUUUCGUCCAGAUUUUAUCUCUCGAUCUCAGAAUCGGUUGCGGCGGUUGGAACAGAGGGCCAGACAGAGGCGGAGCUUACAAACAUCAGAAUUUUCAAUGGUCGUGGAGACGGCUAACUUUAGGCCCAACUGCACCAAGCCACACCCACUUAGUGAUAACCUUUUCAAACCCAGGGACAGAGCCAUCUCAGGCAAAGAGAUGCAAUGGAGAUCCAGACGGAUCUAUAAAAAACUACCUGAAGUGACCAAGAAGAAGGAAGAUGAGAAGAAGAGACAGAUGUCCCAAACCAACAGACUGAGGGUGGAGGUCUUCAAAAAGAAACUUUUGGAUCAGGUUCUUCAAAGGCACAGCGACUGAGAGUGUGUUCGCAAGAUUUAUAUCCCCUACUCUCUCCUUGCCUGAGGCAAAGAACUGAAGACAAGCAAGACCUUUGGAGCCCCCUUCCGAGAACAGAGCAUGGUUUUUCUGAUGCAUUGUUCCAAAUAUAAAACACCUUUUACCGGACAUGAGACGAAUCCGAGUGUUAUGCGUUUCCGUACCCUGUUGUGUCCAACACUUGAAAUUGAAAGGAUGCUUUGUAAAAGACAUUUUUGAGGGAAGAUAAAUUGAUGGACUCUGUAUCUUAUUGUCAGGUGAACACUGUAGAAGAUAAUGUGGAGAAUUUGUUAAAUUUGUACCAUAUGG